Molecule: messenger RNA, 432 nt
Organism: Macrosiphum euphorbiae (potato aphid)
Lineage: Eukaryota; Metazoa; Arthropoda; Insecta; Hemiptera; Aphididae
Source: the annotation of a GenBank genome assembly
AUGGCUAAUAAGGGUAGCAUGGUCGGUCAUGUCUAUGAAUUCAAAUUGAAGGAAGACGAUUUCAAUGGAUGGGUUGAACGUUUUGAGCUGUAUAUUCAGCUUAAUGAAGUAAAUACACAUAAAAAAAAAUUAUUAUUUUUAACCCUGAUUGAUAAUGAAGGGUAUUCUUUAUUACGGGAUUUGUGUUUACCUGUUAAACCAUUGGAUAAAUCUUAUGAUAAUCUUAAAACUUUGUUAUCGGAAUACAUGAAUCCGAAGCCGAAUGUGGUCACCGAACGUUUCAAAUUUAAGGAACGGAGACAGGGCAACGAAACAAUUAUUCAAUUCGUUGCAGUGUUAAAGAAAAUGUCAGAAUUUUGUGGGUUUGGCACUCACUUGGAGGAUGCCUUAAGAGAUCAAUUAGUUUGGGGUAUUAAGGACCAAAAUAUUUAG